GAAAUAGGAGAAGGAAGAAAGGGCACCAACCAGAGGAGGUGAUGGCACAGGUGGCAUGUAAUGAUCUUAGGGGAAUUUACAAGAAGUUCAAGCCACACCUCCUCAUGGUUUUAGCUCAGAUGGGCUAUACAUUUCUGUAUUUUAUCACAGAAGCUUCCUUCAAUCAUGGGAUGAACCCUCAUGUCUACAUAACUUAUCGACAUAUUGUGGGCGGUGUAGUGAUGUUCCCUUUUGCCUAUGUUCUUGAAAGAAAAGACAGACCAAAGCUCACAUUAGCUCUUUUCUUGGAACUUUUUGUUCUUUCGCUUCUGGGGGUGGGUUUGACUUUAAACAUGUACUUUGCAAGCUUAAGAUAUACCUCUCCUACAUUCCUUGCAUCAAUAAUCAACACCAUAGCUUCCGUAACUUUUGUAAUUGCGAUUGUACUCAGGUUGGAGGUUCUUAAUCUUCGAAAUCCUCGUGGGUUAGCGAAAGUUUUGGGAACCCUCGUCUCCUUAGCUGGUGUAAUGACCAUGACAUUGUACAAGGGGCCUAUUGUGAGAAAUUUAUGGCAUCCAUUAAUCCAUGUCGAAGGAAAAUUCUCCAUCCAUGAGAACUGGUUGAAGGGUUCAAUUCUUACUGUUGCAAGCUGCAUAUCAUGGUCUAUCUGGUACAUUAUGCAGGCAAUUACAUUGAAAAGAUAUCCUGCACAACUGUCACUGACUACAUGGAUGAGCUUUAUAGGGGCAGCACAAUCAGCUGUCUUCACAGUGUGUAUAGAACAUAGACGAGCUGCUUGGACAAUUGGAUUCAACAUCGACCUCUGGUCCAUAUUAUAUGCUGGAGUAGUGUGCUCUGGUCUUAUAAUCUUCAUUCAACUAUGGUGCACAGAAGAGAAGGGGCCAGUUUUCGUGACCAUGUUUAAUCCCGUUUCAACAAUAUUGGUGGCUGUUCUAGCAUACUUCGUCCUCGGUGAAAGACUUUAUACCGGCAGCAUACUAGGGGCAUUUAUUGUCAUCCUUGGCCUGUACUUGCUGUUGUGGGGAAAAGAAGGAGAUGAAGUAUACAUCAAGUCAGAAGAGUCCUCUUAUCAAACAACAUAUGAAGAGCACAAGGAUAAUAACAUACAGAAAAUCACUUCAGCUAAGAAGGAUGUGCUACAUGGUGAACCCUAAAGGUUAGAUUGGAUCAUUCCCUAGAAUCCAUUGAGAGAGGGAAUCGAAAACCAAUAAAACUGUGAACAAGAAGAAGAUGAUGAAAGUAACAAGAAAAGUUGUGCGAGCAAACAAGGGAGGAAGAGAAAGGAAGUCCGCUUUAAACUUGCUCAUACACAAGCUGCAGGAACCCAUGGCUCGCUCGAAAAAGUGUCCAUUGAUUAAUGCAUCAUUUUUCCUAUAGAAGUCUACUUUAAACUUCCUUAUGUUUGAGCAGGACACUUUCUGUGUCAUUUGUAAUAUUUUGUUAGCUCUUUUAUUUAUGGAAUGCGAUCUUGGCAUAGGGUCUGCAGCAGCAA
Prunus persica (peach) is the source of this 1492-nucleotide messenger RNA. RefSeq names its product WAT1-related protein At4g08300. Gene Ontology annotation, cellular component: plasma membrane. Lineage: Eukaryota; Viridiplantae; Streptophyta; Magnoliopsida; Rosales; Rosaceae. The record is from RefSeq and is a predicted model, not a curated record. Gene Ontology annotation, molecular function: transmembrane transporter activity. The transcript is spliced from 7 exons. The coding region runs from base 42 to 1154 and encodes 370 amino acids.